AUGUCAGCUCCAACAUUACAGACAACUGCAUUAAUGACUGAACAUUUGGGGUACCCUCCAGUGUCUCUUUUAGAUGAUAUUAUCAAUUGCGUAAACGAUAUAAUGUAUAAAUGUAUCUCUGCAAUGGAAAAAUAUUUAUUAAAAAAAUCUGUUGUUAAUGGACAUGAUUAUAGUGAAGAAAUCAGAAUUGGUGUAGCUCAGUUAGAGACUUUACUAGAAAAUUCAGUUGACAGGAAUUUUGAUAGGUUGGAAUUAUAUAUGCUAAGAAACAUUUUGCAUGUACCUGAGGAAUUAAUCUCAAAUAAUGUAUUUAGAUUAAACCAUCAAAGAAAUCUAAUUCUUGCCAAUGAGUCUCUAAGAAACACGAGUCAAUAUGUACUACAAGAUAAAGUCAAACAGAUAGAAUAUGAAUUAUUUAAAAAUGAACAGUUAACUGAUUAUCUAACCAAAUUAAAAAACUUAAAAAUAAAAGUAGGACGAUAUAAACAAUUUGUUCAAAGAAUUAGCACUUUUGAUUCGCCCGAUUUGAAAUCUAUAUACGAAUCUCUAAAACCAAUCGAUAAUUCUAUCACUCUAUUAAGUAAACAGUUGAAACAACUUUAUGAAUCUUCAGAGGAGAUCUGCUCAAUUGAAAGAGUCAAUUUAAUUAGAAGGGAACAAAUCAAAAGAACAAUUAAAAGUAAAAAAUAUGAAAAUGUACACUAUAAUCCUUUAAAUAAUCACAUCACUAGCAUCACUAAUAGUAAUAAUAAUACAAUGAUAGAGAUAAAGGAUCCUGAUGUCAGUACCUUUGAAAAUAUUCCAUAG
Molecule: messenger RNA, 807 nt
Organism: Arxiozyma heterogenica
Lineage: Eukaryota; Fungi; Ascomycota; Saccharomycetes; Saccharomycetales; Saccharomycetaceae
Gene: MTW1
Product: MIND complex subunit MTW1
Exons: 1
Coding region: 1-807 (268 amino acids)
Biological process (GO): mitotic cell cycle; mitotic sister chromatid segregation; kinetochore assembly
Cellular component (GO): nucleus; chromosome, centromeric region; MIS12/MIND type complex
Source: RefSeq, a predicted model, not a curated record